UUGUAAAUUGCAGCUUGUUAGCCACUGUCAUUUCUCCCCAGUCAAACUCUAUGCCUAGCUUAUCGUAUGCUGGCUCAGUAUAAGCCAUUCUAGUAUCUAAUCAUCAAGCUCACAGGCAGCUAUCUGUUUUAGUAGUUGUGUGUGCAUGGAAUUGGCUUAACCGUGGAGAGGCCAGGCUACCACAAGUUAAUGGACUUUGACAAGCGAGGAGGAGGAGGAGGUGGUGGUGGUGGUGGAGGAGGAGGAAAGGCAGAGACUGAGGAGGGGAAGAGGAUGUCUGGAAGGCCAAGCAGCCGAUCAGGGCAUGGUGGGCGUAGUGCUGGCUCUAACUCUGGAGUGCUGAUGGUUGGGCCAAACUUCCGGGUUGGAAAGAAGAUUGGCUGUGGAAACUUUGGAGAACUGCGACUUGGCAAGAACCUGUACACCAAUGAAUAUGUGGCUAUUAAACUGGAGCCAAUUAAGUCACGAGCUCCACAGCUCCACCUAGAAUAUCGUUUCUACAAACAGUUGGGGAGUUCAGAAGGUAUACCCCAGGUGUUUUAUUUUGGGCCAUGUGGUAAAUACAAUGCAAUGGUUCUGGAGCUAUUAGGACCAAGUCUAGAAGAUCUGUUUGACCUCUGCGGCAGGACAUUUUCUCUAAAGACUGUACUCAUGAUAGCCAUACAACUGAUAACGCGAAUGGAGUUUGUCCACACCAGGAGUCUGAUCUAUCGAGAUGUGAAACCCGAGAACUUUCUUUUGGGAAGACCUGGAUCUAAACGUCAGCAUACCAUCCACAUCAUAGAUUUUGGCCUGGCUAAAGAAUAUAUAGAUCCAGAGACCAAGAAACACAUCCCAUACAGAGAACACAAGAGUUUGACUGGAACUGCAAGAUAUAUGAGUAUCAAUACGCAUCUUGGGAAAGAGCAAAGCAGACGGGAUGAUCUCGAAGCUCUAGGCCACAUGUUCAUGUACUUUUUACGAGGCAGUCUACCUUGGCAAGGACUUAAGGCUGAUACUCUUAAAGAACGUUACCAGAAGAUCGGAGACACAAAGAGGGAUACGCCCAUCGAGGUCCUCUGUGAAAGCUUCCCAGAAGAGAUGGCCACCUACCUGCGGUACGUGCGCCGACUGGAUUUCUUUGAGAAGCCCGACUAUGACUACUUAAGAAAAAUCUUCACGGACCUCUUUGACAGAAAUGGAUACAUCUUUGAUUACCAGUAUGACUGGAGUGGAAAAGCACUGCCCACUCCUGUUGGUCCAGUGGCCAGUGACAAUCCACUUCAGACCAGCAACCGGGAGAAAGUACUGCAGCAGACCAAAAACCAGUCUCCAGAAAGGAAAGGCAGUGAGUUCCAGCCCACCCCAGUGACCAAUCAAGAGCUGCUGGGCUCUCAUCUCACUGUUGAUAGGCUGAGAGGGUCUGUCCAGGUUAUGAGUUCAGCUAAUGGGGAGCUAAAUACGGAUGACCCCACUGCAGGACACUCCAAUGCACCAAUCACAGCCAAUGCUGAGGUGGAAGUAGCUGAUGAUACCAAGUGCUGCUGUUUCUUCAAGAGGACAAAGAGGAAAACUCUCCAGAGACACAAAUGAAAGCUGGAGAUGACACAAACUGGAAUCUUCUGUUUUCACCACGUCUUUCUCCUUCCUGUGAAAUGUCCUCUUCACCUUCAGCGCCUCUGCAGUCUAAGACACUGGUCUAAAUCAGGCCGUCUGGACUCUUUACAGGCACACACAGUACCACGUUUGCUGUCUGUGGACUGGCUGUCCCACUGAUAGGUUUUUAUUGUAUUUAUGGUUGCAAACUGCAGCUGGCCUUUAAACUGGAUCGUCACAAACGUCUGUGGGGAAGAAGUGACCAAAAAUCAACAAAAGCAUCCUGAGUGACUAAGGACUGGAUUCAGUGGAUUUUCUGCUUCUGUUGUUUUUAUUGUCACCCCUCAGCUUCCGCUGGCUGGUUCAGAGGAGGGUAUUCAUGUAGGCAGCUGGGAGGGACACAUGGUCAGAUCAGAAUAACUGGAAGCAGUUAGACUGACAGAACACACAGGUAUAAAAAUAUGCUGCACAGACUUUAUGGACAAACAUACAGAUCUUGCACAUUGUCUGUUUUAUUCCCUGGAAUCAAAGGAAUGACAGUCAGGAGUUUGGUUAUUUUCCAGUAACACCGUCUGUUGGGUACAUUCACAUUUUGGAAA
Molecule: messenger RNA, 2174 nt
Organism: Thalassophryne amazonica
Lineage: Eukaryota; Metazoa; Chordata; Actinopteri; Batrachoidiformes; Batrachoididae
Product: casein kinase I-like
Exons: 11
Coding region: 190-1572 (460 amino acids)
Biological process (GO): signal transduction; peptidyl-serine phosphorylation; endocytosis
Cellular component (GO): nucleus; cytoplasm; plasma membrane
Molecular function (GO): ATP binding; protein serine/threonine kinase activity
Source: RefSeq, a predicted model, not a curated record